CGAUAGUUUUCAAUGACGUUCAGAAGUUACGUAAUAAUAUUGAAUCUUUGGUAUUGAUUUAAUAAAAUAACGUUCAAAUUUAUACAUUAUUAGAAAGUAAAUAUUUUUUUGGAGAAAAUACAGCAUAACACGCGAUCUUCUUUUCGCUUCUUUGCUUGAUUGUAGAUUGCUCUGAAAUUUGUUCUGGGUUCGAGAGUGCAGUGAUCAGUCCUCUGUUCACCAUCUUGGAUUGAGGGCUGGAAAUGGUAAGUAGUGUAAGAAUAUUCUCAUCGAAUUUGUGAAAUAUAUUUAGAAAUGAAUUUGGUAGGCAUUGUGCUAGCGUGGUGACUGACUACACCCUUUUUCAAAACAUAUAUAUGUUAAUAUUGUUCAUUGUCUUUAUUGGAUUGUAUCAGUCUGGUUGGGACUUACCUUUACCUUCCUCUUAUCGUGACUGCGUAUUUCGUUUUGUCCCGGUACUUAAUGUUAAAUUUAGUCCAAAAGUACACAUUUUCCUCGUAAGGCAUUCGUUUUACUUCACAAGAAUUAUUGUUUGUAAUGCUAUCGUUUUAUCGAUAUUGCCAAUUCUGAAUAAACGUAAAUUUCACGUAUAACCUUAAAUAUAUUUCAGAAAGUGGUACCAAACAUGGCUAGCAGACUACUCAUGUCAUCUCUGCGACAUCUACAGAAAAUACCAAAGGCUGGAAUGAGUAGUGGCCAUUCAAAGAUUGGAGGCAGGGAAGUGGUUGGAUAUGGUUUCAAUGGCCAGCCUAACUAUGUUGAUAGAAUAGAUUUUCCUCUUCCUGCCAUUAGAUUCAAAGAGAACACUCCUGAUAUUCAGGCUUUACGAGAAAAAGAGAAGGGAGAUUGGAGAAAGUUAAGUUUAGAAGAAAAGAAGGCAUUAUAUCGAGCAAGUUUCUGUCAGACAUUUGCUGAAAUGAAAGCACCUACAGGAGAAUGGAAGUCAGUUGUUGGAUUAUCUCUCAUAUUUAUUUCCUUGUCUGUGUGGGUGUACAUGGGCAUGAAGCUUUUUGUUUACAGACCUCUUCCUGAUUCAUUCACUGAUGAAGCUAAAGAAGCUCAACUUAGACGUAUGAUAGACCUGAGGGUCAAUCCAAUUGAUGGAUUGACAUCUAAAUGGGACUACGAACAGGGCAAAUGGAAGUAAAUCCUGAAGAAGAAACUAGUUUCAUUUAUGUAGCUUGGAAAUAAAGAGACAUGUCCCACACAUUACAAAUGUAUAGUAACUUAUCAAAAUCAAUGAAAUAAUGAAACUUCAUCCCACUUUGUGUGUGUGUGUUAAAGGUGUCUGAAUGAUUCACUGCAAUGAUCAUUAGAUUGUAUUUAAUUUUGACUUCAACCUUGUGUAAAAAUUGAAGUUGUAUUCCUGACUACAACUCUGUAUUGACACUGCGAAUGUUAGUCAGCAAUAAAGAAUAUUUCAUUGUUUUGUGUA
This is a messenger RNA of Gryllus bimaculatus (two-spotted cricket), 1435 nucleotides long. NCBI's taxonomy places the organism in Eukaryota, Metazoa, Arthropoda, Insecta, Orthoptera, Gryllidae. The record is from the annotation of a GenBank genome assembly.